Molecule: messenger RNA, 2739 nt
Organism: Aspergillus glaucus CBS 516.65
Lineage: Eukaryota; Fungi; Ascomycota; Eurotiomycetes; Eurotiales; Aspergillaceae
Product: alpha/beta hydrolase
Exons: 2
Coding region: 1-2739 (912 amino acids)
Source: RefSeq, a predicted model, not a curated record
AUGGAUCGCUUCCAGCACACUCCGGAACUCUCUGCAGCGAAUGGCGUACCUGCGCAGUCAGCGCUGCUGGCACGACGUCGCAAAUCCCUCCCUUCGCGAGCUCACGCGGCAAGGAAGAGCCCCUUGACCGUCGACCCAGCAUCUCCCGAAGUCAUUUCGUCGUUGAUCUCCUCCCUCUCGACAAUCUCCGUACCCGUCCAAAGCCAUUUUGAUAACGUGCCGCGCAUCGAUCCUGAUAUCCCUUCUGCUCCCAGUUUUCUCCAAACCGAAUUCUGCAUCCCGGACCCGCCGCCGUCAUCGUCAUCGAAUGGACCUGGUUUUGGUGUGACGUACGGGGCUCAAAAGUCACCGGGUGAGCCACCAGACAGCCCUUACUUGUAUCCAGACGAUGCGGCCGAUGCGCCCGUCGUUCGCAUGGCCAGGGCUCCGCCAUCUCCCAAGGUAAAGACCACGUUCGACCCAUCCGCGUCGCCCAUACGGCCUACGUCUAAAGGCUCCUAUACGUCUACCAGAAAAGCAUACGAAGGCGCUACAUUCGGAAUUAUUAGCGCAGAACCGCCACCACCGCCAAUAUCGACGGCACCUAGUAUCGCAUCGUCAAGCUCGGAGGGUCGGAGGAGUCUCAAGGACGCAUUGGGUCUGCUAAGAAAAACCUCUCGGGGGUCCAUCAAAGACAAAGAAAGGAAGGCGGAUCAAGUGCGCAAGACGACCAGUUACAGCGACACCAUGAGGUAUAACGUCCCCCGUAAUCGGGCGAGCAUACGCUCCAUGUAUUCCAUGGUAGAUGCUGCCGAAGAAAGACGCCCGUUUAGUGUUGGGAUGGAGGCGCGAACAACGAAUGCUGUCAGCGCCCCUCCCAGCAGAGAUAAUCAGUCGUUACAGAUCCUUAAGGAGCCCGCGCCUGGGGGAAUUGGAAGUGGUCGAACGAUUCCUGCCCGCGAGUCCUCGUUACGGCACAGUUUCUCGUCCAGCUCGAAGUACCACCGCCCGACUCGUCACAGACGGUAUUCUUCUGUUGGUGACAAGGAUAUUAAAGCUGACAAGGGUGUAUUUGAAGCGGACAAUAACGAGGCUGAACAAGUAACGAAACGAAUACAGCAGCUGAAAGACCAACAGCAAAAGAUCAAAUCUGAAUUAGAAACAGACAACACCCCAGCCAAAGCCACCAGAGAAGCCACUGAAACGCCCGUUGAGCCGUCUGCGCCUUCGCAGAAACCAAGUGAGAUGCGCCAGGAAGCUACCAGCCCUGCCAAAACGAUUGCUGUGGUCGACGAGAGUGCACCAGCCCCAGCGGUUUUGACGGGCAAAAGCAGAACGAUGCCCUCGACGGGGACACCGCUGUCAUUCAUGGCGGAUCAACCACAAUCGAAGUCGACCAGGCUAUCACUAGACAAGUUGGACCAGACGGACAAACUUCAUCACCGGCAAUCUUUGGAGCCAUCGACCCCGACGAAGCGCCAUAAGCGUUCUCCCUCUGGUCCCACUUCCCCAGCUCGCGUAUCCGUCGCGGUUGAUCGCCCGUCAAGCGUCGACUCGGUUGACGUCGCGGUGUCCGACUAUGUCUCUUCACCGAAGUUGACGCAAAAAAUUCCUCAUCCAACUACAGGCCGGAUGAUCGCGUUUUCAGAAGUCGGAGAUCCUAAAGGGCAUGUUGUACUCUGUUGCUUGGGUAUGGGCCUUACGAGGUAUCUGAUGGCGUUCUACGACGAAUUGGCACGGACUCUCAAACUCCGACUCAUCACUCUGGAUCGUCCUGGUGUUGGCGAAAGCGAACCUUAUAUGGACGAGACGGGAACACCUCUAGGCUGGCCUGAUGAUGUCGCGAUUGUUUGUAACCACCUUAGGGUCACAAAGUUUUCUCUUCUCGCUCAUUCUGCUGGGGCGAUCUAUGCAUUAGCCACAGCCUUAAGAAUCCCGCAGCAUAUCCGUGGCCGUGUUCACCUGCUGGCCCCUUGGAUCCCGCCGUCCCAACUGUCCAGUAUUGGCUCACAUAAGGAGCCUGUACCCGCUAAUGCUGUGCCGUACUCGCAAAGGAUUCUCCGUGCUUUGCCAACAUCAAUCCUAAAGGUUGCCAACUCCAGCUUCAUGAGCGCGACAAGUGCUAGUAUUACCUCGAGCUUGCCAAAGUCUCCCCGAAGGACUCGAUACCGGACAACGAUGAAAGAAACAUCCAGUAACGCGGCCCCGGCUAAGGCCCCCCAACGAGCGCAGUCCAAGAUACGCCAGCAAGGCGAUGAACUUGAAGCCCUGGAGAACAUGAUGCCCGGCGCCUCUGACCAGCCAUCCCUCAAUGCAAACACUGUGGAGGUUGACCGUGAAGCCACAAUGACCGAGGAACGUGAACGUCAGAUCGACUAUGAUAAUCGGCUGACCCAUAAGAUUUGGGAGCUAGCUACCAUGAACGCCAACCCGGCAAUUGAUUUGCUAAUAUGCCUGGAACGUAACCGGCCGAUUGGAUUCCGUUAUGUUGAUAUCACCCGAGCAGUGGUGAUCCACCAUGGAAGCAAAGACACUCGAGUUCCCGUGGACAAUGUCAGGUGGCUCGGGAAGACCAUGCGGCGAUGCGAAGUCCGAAUCCUCGAGGAUGAAGGUCACGGAUUGAUGGCAUCUGCGGCUGUCAUGGGAAAUGUCCUGAUGGAAAUCGCCAAAGAAUGGGAAGACUGGAUGAUCCUGGUCCAAGGCAAACGGAAAGCGACGACAGCAGCAGCAGCGCGAUCUGGUAUUGCGCAACGAGUAUAA